AUGGAUUUUGACGACCAAGACAAACCAAAAGAGGUUGCUAAAACCCGGAGAUUUGCACCGGUUCCUGCCGGAAAGCCCAAACCCAAACCUAAACCCGAACCUACGGCAGCAGAGAAACCCGACCCGCCUCCGCAAACUGUUGCUCCUUCGGAGUCUGUGAGCAAGAGUGAGCACGACGUUGAUGCGAAAUUCGUUGACUCCAAGGUUGAACCGGAGGUCUAUAAUGGCGUCGCCGUUAAAAGGGUGGUUGAUCCGAAAGUGGACAAGGAGCCAGAGCCGGAGCCGGAGACGACGGAAGAAGAAGAAGACGUUGUUGUGCGUGAAAUCGAUGUUUACUUCAAUCCGUCUAUUGAUGACAACACUAAGCUUUAUGUUCUACAAUAUCCCUUAAGACCGUCUUGGCGUCCAUACGAAAUUGAUGAACGAUGCGAAGAAGUUAGAGUGAAUCCCUCCACGUCUCAGGUGGAGAUUGAUAUGUCUAUGGAUGUAAAUUCGAGGAACUACGACUCCGAGUUUGGAAGUAAACUACAUAUGACUAAGCAGACAUUGACAACAACGUGGAAGCAACCUCCUACGUUGGAUUAUGCUGUUGGGGUUCUUUCAGGUGAUAAGUUACACUUGAAUCCUGUUCAUGCUGUCGCUCAGCUCCGACCGUGUAUGGACUAUCUUUCAACUAAAAAGAAACAAGAAGAAGCUAUUAAAGAAUCUGCGGGAACAUCGAAGAAACAGAACAAGGGAGCGCAGGCUUUGGCGGAUCAGAAACCAGUUAUUGAAGAAAAAUGGGUUUCACUCAAGUACCAUGGACUUGAGUCCGAGUUUUGCUCCAAAUAUCUUAUCGGAAUGAUGGCGAAUGAGAACUCUUCAAUAGACUUCACCAUGACCCCGUAUGAUAGUCUUCCUUGA
This is a messenger RNA of Microthlaspi erraticum, 903 nucleotides long. The record is from the annotation of a GenBank genome assembly. Lineage: Eukaryota; Viridiplantae; Streptophyta; Magnoliopsida; Brassicales; Brassicaceae.